This is a messenger RNA of Vitis vinifera (wine grape), 2505 nucleotides long. RefSeq names its product 70 kDa peptidyl-prolyl isomerase. Bases 338 to 2140 code for a protein of 600 amino acids. The transcript is spliced from 13 exons. The record is from RefSeq and is a predicted model, not a curated record. Gene Ontology annotation, molecular function: protein binding; peptidyl-prolyl cis-trans isomerase activity. NCBI's taxonomy places the organism in Eukaryota, Viridiplantae, Streptophyta, Magnoliopsida, Vitales, Vitaceae.
UUUCUGCUGUACCGUUUUUUAAGCUUCUCAAAAAAUGGACCUUGAGGCUUGAGCCUCUAUCGUGUUGUGACCAGUGGCCACAAGAAAAAAGAAAAACCCAUGUAAAAUCAAAGGAAGUUUACUCCAAAUGGUAUGAAAAAUCAGCUUAGGACAAGCGUGGGCCAAAUUGUCCAAGUCGAAGCCCAUACGAGAGAAAGGGCCGGUCCGGGAGUGUUUUGAGUGGGCCAUAGCGUCCCUGACUUUGUAAGCAGAGAGAGAGAGUACACAAGCGAGGCCUCAGAAAAAAUAAACCGAGAGUAGAGGAGCGUCGUGGGAGAGUGAGUGUGGAAUUGGAGGCAUGGUGGUGGUGGACGGAGCAAGCAACGUGUCGCAGCUUGGGGAAGUGGACGACCUGGAUGAAGAGCCCGGCGAGGUGAUCGAGUCGGCGCCUCCACUCUGCGUUGGCCAGGAGAGGGAGCUCAACAACUCAGGCCUCAAGAAGAGGCUUCUCCACAAAGGAAUUGGCUGGGAGACCCCUGACUUUGGCGACGAAGUCACUGUUCACUACGUGGGUACUUUGCUUGAUGGGGGCACUUUCGAUUCCACCAGAGAUAGAAAUGAGCCCUCGACCUUCACGCUUGGUCGUGGUGAAGUUGUUGAUGGAUUGGAUCAAGGGAUUGUUACCAUGACACAGGAGGAAAUUGCAUUGUUCACGGUGCCUCCUCAUUUGGGGUAUGGAGAAGCGGGCCGCCAGGGUGUUCCUCCCAAUUCGGUAGUUCAAUUUCAAGUGCAGCUCAUUUCGUGGAUCACAGUGGUGGAUGUGUGUAGGGAUGGUGGAAUCAUCAAGAAAAUUUUGGAGAAGGGAAAUAGGAAUGUGCAACCCGGAGAUUUAGACGAACUUCUUGUGAAGUAUAAAGUGAAACUGGUUGAUGAUACUAUUGUUGCACAAACCCCCGAGGAAGGAAUCGAGUUUUACAUGAAAGAUGGUCAGUUUUGUUCAGCAAUGCCAAAGGCAAUCAAGACCAUGAAAAGUGGAGAGAAGGUUAAAUUAAUUGUUCAACCCCAAUAUGCCUUUGGAGAUGUGGGCAGAGAUGCAGAGAAUGAGUUUCCAUUGAUUCCACCAAGUUCUGUGCUGAUCAUUGAUCUGGAAUUGGUAUCCUUCAAGCCAGUUAUUGAUGUUACUGGUGAUUCCAAGGUAUUCAAGAAGAUUUUGGUAGAGGGGGCAAACACUAUUGCUGCAAAUGAAGGUGCAACUGUUACUGUUAGGUAUACAGCUAAGCUGGAAGAUGGCACUAUAUUUGAGAAAAAAGGUUUUGAUGGAGAAAAUCCAUUGCAAUUUAUCACAGAUGAAGAACAAGUUAUUUCUGGGUUAGACCAAGCAGUGGCAACGAUGACGAAGGGGGAGCGGUCAAUUGUGACAAUACAUCCUGAAUAUGGAUAUGGAAGCAUUGAAGUUAUGCAGGACAUUUCUAUUGUUCCGCCAAGUUCAAUUAUAAUCUAUGAAGUUGAAAUGUUAGAUUUUGUCAAGGAGAAAGCACCAUGGGAGAUGAGUGAUCAAGAGAAAAUUGAGACAGCUGGAAGAAAGAAAGAAGAAGGUAAUCUACUAUUUAAGAGUGGGAAGUAUCAACGAGCACGAAAAAAGUAUGACAAGGCUGCUGAUUAUGUUAGUGAAUGUGGAAUCUUUGGCGAUGGUGACCACAAGGUAGUCGAAACAUUGCAAGUGUCUUGCUGGUUGAAUGGUGCAGCAUGUUGUCUCAAACUAAAUAACUUCCCGGGAGCAAUCAAGCUAUGUUCGAAGGUUCUAGAUAUUGAGUUCCACAAUGUGAAAGCUUUGUACAGGCGAGCACAAGCUUAUAUGAAAACUGCUGAUUUGGACUUGGCUCAAUUGGAUAUCAAGAAAGCCCUUGAGGCAGAUCCUCAGAACAGGGAGGUGAAAUUAAUGCAAAAGAAUUUGAAACAACUUCAAGGUGAGAGCAACAAGAGAGAUGCAAAACUCUAUUCCAACAUGUUUGCACCUAUGAGAAAUGACACUGCUGUAGCAACAAAGAAAUUGAAGGUUGAGAAAGCUGAGGAUAAGAAAGGAGAUGCAGAGGUGGUCGCAACAGAAAUGGAAAAAGUUGCUGUUAGUUCUGACAGUGGAAUGGCUGUUGAUUCUUGUUGAGUCAUAUUUUGAUGCAUCAUAUAUCUGUAAAGUAAUCCAAUUAUGAACAAAGAAGAACUAAUUGGUCAGCAGAAUGCUUCCAAAUUGACCUCAAGUAAAGCAAAGGGGUUCAAGAGAGAUGGGGUAGAGUGGGAUGCAACGGACUUGUAGUUGUAUGAUUCUGAUUUUCUUACGUUUUCUUGAAAAGAACCAAGAGUGAGUGAGAUAGAUAAAGGCAGAGGAAAAACUUACCAUUGGUUUGGCUCUGGUGUAGUAUGGAAAUAGCCAGCCAAAUCUUUGUGGAGUUGUAUUCUUGGGUUUACCUUCCUUUUUACACCAUUUUGCUAAAUAAUAGUAUUAUACAUAUCGAGAUGGAAAAUUUUGCA